AUUAUGAAUAUAUUAUUUUAUUUUCAAUUCAUAGAGUUGCAUUACACAAAUAAGAAAUAAAAUUAAUAUUAAUAUCUUAACAAUAAUAUAAUUAUCUUAACAAUUCUACUAACAUUUCAGGUUCUCGUAACCUGUCAGGAAAUCGCGAGGAUUCCUACGACGAACUGGACUUUUUGUCCGACGGACGUGGUCGACCUAUUCAGGAAGAUCCUUACGAGAACGAUUUCGUGAUCACUCAACGACGUUUCAAGGAACGUGCGGCCGCCGCGUUCGAUGAGGAUAUGGCGGAAUUGAGACGCAAGCGGCAAGAUAUGCAGGAUCGCAUCUUUGACGUGAUUGAUCUCAACGCCGAGAUAGAGAAGGCCAAGACCACUCUAGAGGCCGCCGACAUCGUGUUUCAACGACACGCAACCAAGUUCGACAACCAGGAUGACGACGAUCAGACGCAGACGAAGUCGCUGGCGCAGAGACCUGACAGAAUACGCAAGAUCGCGAAUAUCGAGCCUUCGGAGAAGCCGAAGCCCAAAACCUUCCUGAUAAAAUUACCCAAGAUGCUGAUGGACGAGCCGGAAGCCGUCCAAUCCGCCAAUCAGACAGGAAGACAGCGCAGGAUCAACUCACUAAUUGAUACCGGCGAGAUCGGUGAUCCACUGGAGACUCUCGCGAUGCGGCCGAUGAAGCGAAGGUUUUUGAAGAGAAAGAAAAGCGUUUCAUUUUAAAUAUUGAAAAUACUUUUCUAUCUGAUGCUGUAUGCAAAAUCUAUUAAUCUUACUUUAACCAGAAAUUCUUAAAAUUUGGAGACCUUUUGUCAUUUUAUUUUAAGAACUAAAUAUCUGUAUAAUUAAUACUUAAAUUCAAAGUUUAUUCAAAUUUGGAUCAUUUUAAAUAGAGAAGAAUAUGCUUUUAUUAUCUAUUUAUAUUUUUGAAGAUUAUUUCCUGAAAAUAAUCCUUUAUUUUUAAUCGUUUUUCUUUUACAAA
Monomorium pharaonis (pharaoh ant) is the source of this 978-nucleotide messenger RNA. RefSeq lists its product as uncharacterized. Lineage: Eukaryota; Metazoa; Arthropoda; Insecta; Hymenoptera; Formicidae. The coding region runs from base 282 to 719 and encodes 145 amino acids. The record is from RefSeq and is a predicted model, not a curated record. The transcript is spliced from 2 exons.